GGCGCCACCACCACCAGUGGUUACUUCUCCUGGUUCAGUGAUCAUUCCCAAAGGAAAAUGUCAAAAACCAUGGCUAAUAAAUGUUGCCAUUGUUGUCUCAGUUAGUGCCACUAUUUGUUUUUCAUUGUGGGGUAUUGUUCGCUAAGAAGGAGAAGAAGGAAGAAGAACAAUCCAGUGCAAGAAGUUGGGACUGAUAUAACCUCUAUAAGGUCACUGCAGUAUGAUCUCAACUUCAUUGAAGUGGCAACAAACAAGUUUGCAGACGGUAAUAAACUAGGUGAAGGUGGAUUUGUUGUGGUAUACAAGGGUAGUUUUCUGAAUGGAAAAGAAAUAGUUGUGAAGAGCCUAUCAAAAAGCUCUGGACAAGGUGCAGAAGAAUUCAAGAAUGAAGUUGUAGUACUAGCCAAGCUUCAGCACCAGAAUCUGGUGAAGCUGUUAGGAUUUUGCACAGAACGAAAAGAGAAGAUGUUUAUCUAUGAAUUUGUUCCCAACAAAAGUCUUGACUUCUUCCUCUUUGGUCUGGCCUUUCUUCACAUUUAUCUGGAUUAAACUGUUCUUUACUUACUUAUGGGUAUUAUUCAUAGCUAUUUAGCAUUACUGCUCUUGUUCAGUUCUUUCACAUGUCAAUCCAAUUGCUAAUUGCUGUAAGGUAAUAUAUUCAGAUCCUGAGAGAAGUGGAGAAUUGGAUUGGCCAAGACGUCACAAGAUAAUUAAGGGGAUUGCUCGAGGCCUUCUAUAUCUUCAUACUGAUUCAAGGGUCAAGAUCAUACACUGUGAUCUAAAAGCUAGUAAUAUUUUGUUGGAUGAGGAUAUGGUCCCGAAGAUUUCAGAUUUUGGCAUGGCAAGAAUUAUUGAAGAAAAUCGACCACAAGAACCUACUAAGAGAAUUGUUGGCACAUAGCAUGGAAGCAUUGGAAAGGUGGGAUGGUAUUGGAAUUAAUGGAUCCAACUUUUAAGAGAUUCUUAUGUGAGUAACGAAGUUACCAGGUGUAUUCAGAUUGGGUUGCUUUCUGUUCAAGAAAACCCAACUGCAAGACCAACCAUGACAAGAGUAGUUACCUUGCUUAGCAGUUCAUCUGUUACUCUUCCUGCGCCUCAAAAGAAUGCAUUUUUCUUUGGCAGUAUCACAGGACUACGUAGUGGUUGUGUGGAGCUGGAGCGGGAUAGGAAUACGGACAAAUCAACCUCUUGCUUCGUGGAUGAUGCAUCCAUUACUAGAGGAUACCCUCGUUAGUAUUGGAGCAGCGUUGUCAAAGAUGCAAAACUUUGGCAGCAAAUGCAAUGAAAAAUGAGAUGCAAAUGAGGGCUGCACUUAUGAGAGCAAGGGACAGCCAAAUGACAGCAGAAGAAGGAUAGAACUAAUGGCAGCGACAUUGUUGCAUAUGGGCUGCCAUACAUGGUUGCAAUUGUGUUAGAUUUAGUCAAUGUUUCAGGUAGCGAAAGGCACAAUGUUAAGUAGAAAAUAUUGUUUUUGUAUUUUAUGGUCUCUGUUUAUGGCAGAGGAUGAAUGAAAUAUUGGAGCUUCAUCUCAUUUAAAGAGUGAACUCCAGGUGUCUCUCCUCCUCUCUACUGUUAUCUCUUCCCCUUAAAAAAUCCAUAAUAGGUAG
Rubroshorea leprosula is the source of this 1607-nucleotide messenger RNA. NCBI's taxonomy places the organism in Eukaryota, Viridiplantae, Streptophyta, Magnoliopsida, Malvales, Dipterocarpaceae. The record is from the annotation of a GenBank genome assembly.